This is a messenger RNA of Epinephelus moara (kelp grouper), 324 nucleotides long. Its product is annotated as cell adhesion molecule DSCAM-like. The record is from RefSeq and is a predicted model, not a curated record. The annotation marks the transcript as partial. NCBI's taxonomy places the organism in Eukaryota, Metazoa, Chordata, Actinopteri, Perciformes, Serranidae. The transcript has 3 exons.
GUACCAUUGCACCUUUGGUGAAGGCACCCAAUGUGAGCGAGGACAACUCUGGGGGCGGUGAAGGUUUGAAGAUGAUGGUGACCAUUUCCUGUGUGUUGGUGGGCAUCGUUGUUAUUUUCAUCGGGCUGCUGGUGCUGAGGAGGAGGAGGAGGGAGCAGAGGCUGAAGAGGCUCCGAGAUGCAAAAAGUUUGGCUGAGAUGCUCAUGAGUAAAAACACACGCCCAGCAGAGCCAAUUAAUAAACAGCAACAGACGCUCCGCAUGCACAUUGACAUUCCCAGAGCCCAGCUCCUGAUUGAGGAGAGAGAUACCAUGGAAACUGUUG